Molecule: messenger RNA, 1602 nt
Organism: Populus nigra (black poplar)
Lineage: Eukaryota; Viridiplantae; Streptophyta; Magnoliopsida; Malpighiales; Salicaceae
Exons: 7
Coding region: 191-1318 (375 amino acids)
Biological process (GO): L-threonine biosynthetic process
Molecular function (GO): NADP binding; protein dimerization activity; aspartate-semialdehyde dehydrogenase (NADP+) activity
Source: RefSeq, a predicted model, not a curated record
AAUAUAUAGAAAUAAAAUAAAGGAGGCAAAAGCCAACAGGAGACCAAACACCAAUAAAACUCACAACCAUCCUGUCAUAAGUCAAAACCCAUAACUCAAAACAACCCACAGGUUCCCCAACCCUUCUCGUCUCCUUCUGUCGGCCGCUUCUCACUUUACUGUUUCUCUCUCAAAUCUCUGUCUCCAAAACAUGGCAAAUCUCGCUCACCCCGGUAGCCAAACCCACCUAUUCACCAAAUUCUCCCAUCAACCCAAAAAAUUCACACCUCCUUCAAGAAUCCGCAUGUCCCUUCAAGAAAACGCCCCCUCCCUCGCUGUGGUUGGCGUCACUGGUGCAGUUGGCCAAGAAUUCCUCUCUGUCCUCUCUGACCGUGACUUCCCUUACCGUUCCAUCAAAAUGCUGGCCUCUAAGCGCUCUGCUGGCAAGCAGCUCACGUUUCAAGAUAGAAACUACAUGAUUGAAGAGCUGACAGAAGAUAGCUUUGACGGGGUCGAUAUUGCGCUGUUUAGUGCUGGUGGGUCCAUCAGUAAGCAUUUUGGGCCGGUGGCUGUGGACAAGGGAGCCAUUGUGGUGGAUAAUAGCUCGGCUUUUAGAAUGGAAGAAGGGAUUCCUUUGGUGAUUCCCGAGGUUAAUCCAGAGGCUAUGGAAGGGAUUAAAGUCGGGAUGGGAAAGGGCGCUUUGAUCGCCAAUCCGAAUUGUUCAACUAUUAUUUGUUUGAUGGCGGCUACUCCUUUGCAUAGGCAUGCCAAGGUGCAACGAAUGGUUGUUAGUACAUAUCAGGCAGCCAGUGGUGCUGGUGCUGCAGCAAUGGAAGAGCUUGAGCUGCAGACUCGUGAGGUCUUGGAAGGAAAACCACCAACUUGCAACAUCUUUAAGCAACAGUAUGCUUUUAACUUGUUUUCACACAAUGCACCUAUUCUAUCAAAUGGUUAUAAUGAAGAGGAAAUGAAAUUAGUUAAAGAAACCAGAAAGAUCUGGAAUGACAUGAAUGUUAAAGUCACUGCUACAUGUAUACGUGUUCCUGUCAUGCGUGCACAUGCUGAAAGUAUCAAUCUUCAAUUUCAGCAGCCCCUUGAUGAGGAUACGGCAAAAGAUAUUUUGAAGAGCGCUCCUGGGGUGGUGGUUAUUGAUGACCGAGCAUCUAAUCACUUUCCUACACCUUUGGAGGUAUCAAACAAAGAUAAUGUUGCAGUUGGCAGGAUUCGUCGUGAUUUGUCACAAGAUGGAAAUAAGGGGUUGGAUAUAUUUGUCUGUGGUGAUCAAAUACGCAAAGGAGCUGCACUUAAUGCUAUUCAGAUUGCUGAGAUGCUGCUAUAGUCUGCUCUUUUGCUUUGGUGGUGAGGUUCAUUUGAUGGAUUAUUCAAUUUGGUGAGAUAGGGUGGUUUAAAAUGUUUUAUAUUUCUAGUCUCUUGACAUGGAUAUUCGUUCUUGCAUUGAGGUUGAAGAAAUUUGAGAAGUUUUUGUAGUAUAAGCAUUUGGGUUUGUUAUCUGGGCACGUGGUAUUUUUCAGUUGAUAGGGUAUCUAACUUUUGCAUUUGAAGUUAAUUUUGUACCUUUAUUGUAAACUUAUGAUAGCCUAUGCAAGCUAGAAAUUUUGUCAA